AUGAACUCGGUGUCGCCGGCCGCCGGGCAGUACCGGAGCGGGAGCCCAGAGGACGCGCGUCGUCCCGAGGGCCGCAGGCCGCGGGCCCCCCGACUCCCGGAUCCCAACGGCCUGGGCCGCCCCGGAACCAGCGCCCCCGCCCUUGGCUCGCCCAGGACUGCCUCCGGGGAGCCGGACGAGGUGGACAAGUUUAAGGCGAAGUUCCUGACGGCUUGGAACAACGUCAAGUACGGUUGGGCCGUCAAAAGCCGGACCAGCUUUAGCAAAAUCUCCAGUGUCUACCUCUGUGGCCGCCGCUACCGCUUAGAGGGCGAGGGUGACAUCCAGCGUUUCCAGCGGGACUUCAUGUCCCGCCUGUGGCUCACAUAUCGCCGGGACUUCCCACCACUUGCUGGGGGCUGCCUGACCUCAGACUGCGGCUGGGGAUGCAUGUUACGCAGCGGGCAGAUGAUGCUGGCCCAGGGCCUGCUGCUGCACUUUCUGCCCAGAGACUGGACAUGGGCCGAGGGCCCAGGCCUGGUCCCGCCUGAGCUGUCUGCAUUGGCUUCUCCCAGUCGGCCCCGCAGUCCUGCCCGCUGGGGGCCCCCCCGCUGGACCCACAGCACCCCUGAGCUGGAGCAGGAGCACCGGCACCGGCAGAUUGUUUCUUGGUUUGCUGACCAUCCCCGAGCCCCCUUUGGUCUACAUCGGCUGGUCGAGCUCGGGCAGAGCUCAGACAAGAAGGCGGGUGACUGGUAUGGGCCAUCACUGGUCGCGCACAUCCUCAGGAAAGCUGUGGAGAGCUGCUCAGAGGUCACUCACCUGGUGGUGUACGUUUCUCAGGACUGCACAGUGUACAAGGCGGAUGUGGCACGCCUGGUGGCCAGGCCAGACCCCACAGCCGAGUGGAAGUCUGUGGUCAUCCUGGUGCCAGUGCGGCUGGGUGGCGAGACUCUCAACCCCGUGUACGUGCCCUGUGUGAAGGUGGGUGCAGCCAGGUUCUCCAUUGACUCCAUCCGGGAGCCCUACAUAUAUGUUCAUCUUGGGUUAGGGUCCAUUUGUACUCCUUCAGUCCCAUCAUCUUCCUUUCAUUGCACCUCACCACGCAAGAUGGCCUUUGCCAAGAUGGACCCAAGCUGUACUGUGGGGUUUUAUGCUGGAAACAGGAAGGAGUUUGAGACACUGUGCUCAGAGCUGAACAGGGUCUUAAGCUCCUCCUCGGCCACAGAGAGAUACCCCAUGUUCACCCUGGCUGAGGGCCACGCUCAGGACCACAGCCUGGAUGACCUCUGCUCUCAGCUCUCGCAGCCAACGCUGAGGCUCCCUCGCUCAGGGCGCCUCCUCAAGGCCAAACGCCCUAGCUCUGAGGACUUUGUGUUUUUAUAA
This is a messenger RNA of Orycteropus afer afer, 1365 nucleotides long. The record is from RefSeq and is a predicted model, not a curated record. Lineage: Eukaryota; Metazoa; Chordata; Mammalia; Tubulidentata; Orycteropodidae.